This is a messenger RNA of Haemonchus placei, 552 nucleotides long. NCBI's taxonomy places the organism in Eukaryota, Metazoa, Nematoda, Chromadorea, Rhabditida, Trichostrongylidae. The record is from the annotation of a GenBank genome assembly.
AUGGAAACAGAAGAAGGAUUCCUUAGCGUCUCCAGCAACGCUCCUCGACAACUUACCGAAGCUGAAACUAAUAAGUUGCUGCAACAGGACAUUGUCAGUGACUUCAAGCAGCGGAAAUUAGAAGAAGAAGCUCAGAAAAACUGGGACAAGUUCUACAAUAGAAAUCGAGAGAAUUUCUUCAAAGAUCGCAAUUGGAGCAGUCGAGAGUUGCAAGAGAUUUGUCAUGACAUGGAUCUAACGAGGCCGCUCGUCUUUCUAGAAGCUGGUUGUGGUGUAGGAAAUAUGUUGUUCCCACUUAAAGAAGCAUUUCCGAACUUUAGCCUUCAAGGUUUCGAUUUUUCACCUCGUGCCGUCCAGAUGUGCUCGGAUCGAGCAAAACAAUUAGGGAUUGGAUUAGAGACUGCGCUCGUUGAUCUUUCCACACCUUCGGAAACCUCAGAGUUCGAGGAACAGGCCGAUAUCGCGACGCUUAUAUUUGUACUUUCGGCCAUUCAUCCGGAUAAGCACGCGAACGCUGUGAGGAAUAUGCUUAAAUAUGUCAAAGUAAGUUAA